UAGAGUUUUCCAAGCUACAUCACUCUCGAGUGUCUCACAGGGAUUUUUCGCCGGAACAUCGCGAAAUCUCUCAUCACGAAGGUCGAGUCGGAAUUCGAAACCUCGCAAGCAAUAGAGAAACGGAAAUCACAGCUACAAAUCAAGGAUCCAAGCGAUGGAAAUCGAACAGGAAACCAGCGUGGCCGAGCCCUCGAUUGGUAUCUCGGAGAAGGAAACGAAGGACGGGGAUAGUGUCAUCGCCGGGGAAGAAUAUGCGUACCUGGAUGCUACCGGCUUCACUUCCGAGUUGUUUAAAAUCGAAGUACGCGGACUUCCCAAGUACUACGGAAUUAGUGAACUUAAGAAACUGCUGAACGCCAAGCUUAAGCUAUCGACGAACAAGAUCAAGAUCAUGAAACCGGGCAGUCCUUUCAUUUUCAUAUGUUUCCGAAAUCAAGAGGAUCGCGAAAAGGCAAUCAAAGCACUGCAGGGCUACAAGUGGAAAGGGAAAGAGCUAUCUGCCUUCGAGGCGAAGCCGGCAGCGGACCCUCUCGUCCGCCGACGGAAGGAAGCUUCCGAAGGAAACGGAGAACCGGUGAACGCGAAGCGUCGCACCGUCGAGGCUUCGGCGACGGCCCUAGCAUAUCUGUCGUACGACGAGCAAAUCGUACAAAAGCAAUCCGAGAUGGAAAAUGUGUUGCAGAAAUUUGGAAAGGAGCUAUGGACUACGGUUCCAACUCUGCGUUCGUUUGUGGAAAAGCAGCGUGAAUUGUACGCAGGACUGCCGUGUGAGUUGGAGGCGAUUCGGCGGUCACCGGUACAGGAUGGGUAUCGCAAUAAAUGCGAGUUUACCGUUGGUAAAGACGCCCAAGGAACUAAACGCGUGGGUUUCCGCGUGGGCAGCUAUUCAAAUGGAUUUCUAGAAGUGGAAUCAGUCCAAAAAUUGAAGCACAUUCCAGAGUGCAUGAAGAAAACGGUGACCAUAUUUGAAGAGUAUGUCCAAGCGUCUUCGCUCGAGGUUUACAGUGCAGAAACCUAUCAAGGAUAUUUCCGGCAGUUGACCGUGCGGAUGUCUCAUGCGACUGGACAAGUGAUGGUCAUUGUUGGUGUGCACCUUCAGGCACUCUCGGAGGCAGAGCAAAAAGACCUAAAACAAUCGAUCGUUGACUGUCUAUCGUCGGAGGCCGGUAAAGCGGCUGGCGUUUGUUCCAUCUACUUUGAAGUGAUUCAGAAACGGCAACAAGGCCAGUACACGAACCCGAUCGAGCAUCUGUACGGCGAGACGCACAUUGACGACGAGAUUCUGGGCCUCAAGUUCCGCAUCAGUCCGCAGGCAUUCUUUCAAAUCAACACUCUCGCAGCCGGUGUACUGUAUCAAUGUGCGAUCGAUUUAGCGGCACCGGACAAAAAUACAAGCGUGUUGGACAUUUGUUGCGGUACAGGAACGAUCGGUCUUUGCUUUGCUCGUCACUGCAAACAGGUUCUCGGUGUGGACAUCGUUCCACAAGCUAUCGAAGAUGCCAAGUAUAAUGCCGAACGGAAUGGGAUCGAAAACUGUAAAUUUUACUCCGGUAACGCUGAUGACUUUAUCAUGUCACUGAUUCGCAAUGCAAACAUUGUACAGGAGCAAGAAGAGUCCAUCAUUGCCAUUGUGGAUCCGCCAAGAGCAGGACUACAUGUUCGUUCCAUAACGCAGCUACGCAACGCACGUGGUUUGGACAAACUUGUGUACGUAUCCUGUUCACCACAGAGCGCCAUUAAGAACUGGGUCGAUUUGAUGCGCCCCUGUUCGAAGCAGCUCCGAGGAGAACCUUUCGUUGCGCGAAAGGCGAUUGCAGUUGACCUAUUUCCCCACACUCCCCACACGGAACUGGUGAUAUUGUUCGAACGGGAACCAGAACCUGCCUCUGAUGGGCAAGGUGUUACUCCCUCCGCAGAUAAGCAGGUAAAUCCGUGAAAACGUAUGAAGAAUGUUGACACUUUUUUUACCAAUAAAGGAUAGAUUUAGUUUCACCCACAUUUUCCAACAAGGUCUGUUUGCGUGACG
Messenger RNA from Anopheles darlingi, 2026 nucleotides. RefSeq names its product tRNA (uracil-5-)-methyltransferase homolog A. The record is from RefSeq and is a predicted model, not a curated record. Gene Ontology annotation, molecular function: RNA binding; RNA methyltransferase activity. The transcript has 3 exons. The coding region runs from base 155 to 1936 and encodes 593 amino acids. Gene Ontology annotation, biological process: RNA processing. NCBI's taxonomy places the organism in Eukaryota, Metazoa, Arthropoda, Insecta, Diptera, Culicidae.